Molecule: messenger RNA, 1104 nt
Organism: Vicia faba (fava bean)
Lineage: Eukaryota; Viridiplantae; Streptophyta; Magnoliopsida; Fabales; Fabaceae
Source: the annotation of a GenBank genome assembly
AUGGCUACAUUGAAGACCUGUACUGGUGCUUGCUUCACAGGAUCCGCUUUUCCGCUUCAUCAUUCCAAUGUUACUACUAGUAACAAAAACACUAGGAGCUCUUGCUGGAAGCCUACACAAGCAGCUGUGAAAUCCACUUUCCAUCUCCCAAUGCGUAGUUAUGAGAUGAAGAAUAGGACUUGUACUGAGGACAUAAAGUGUCUGAGAUUGAUAACUGCCAUUAAAACUCCAUACCUACCUGAUGGUCGAUUUGAUCUUGAAGCAUAUGAUGCCUUGGUAAACAUGCAGAUUGAGAAUGGAGUUGAAGGUGUUAUUGUUGGUGGCACAACUGGUGAAGGGCAACUAAUGAGCUGGGAAGAACACAUAAUGCUUAUUGCACACACAGUCAACUGUUUUGGCGGGAAUAUUAAGGUUAUUGGAAAUACUGGCAGUAACUCAACCAGGGAAGCAAUUCAUGCCACAGAGCAGGGUUUUGCGGUUGGAAUGCACGGUGCCCUUCAUAUAAAUCCUUACUAUGGUAAAACCUCCUUGGAUGGUAUGGUUGCACACUUUCAAAGUGUGCUUUCCAUGGGGCCCACGAUCAUAUAUAAUGUGCCUUCACGGACUGGUCAAGACAUUCCUCCACACGUGAUUCAAAACUUAGCUCAAAGUACUUGCUUAGCUGGUGUCAAGGAAUGUGUGGGAAAUGACCGAAUCAAAGAGUAUACUGAUAAUAAAAUUGUUGUGUGGAGUGGGAACGAUGAUCAAUGCCAUGAUGCUAGAUGGGGUUAUGGAGCUACUGGAGUGAUAUCUGUUGCAAGCAACCUGAUUCCUGGCUUAAUGCAUGAACUCAUGUUUGGGGGAAAAAAUCCUGCAUUGAAUUCCAAGCUCCUGCCUUUGAUUGACUGGCUUUUCCACAUGCCAAAUCCCAUUGGUUUGAACACGGCUCUUGCUCAACUUGGAGUUGUCAGGCCAGUUUUCAGGCUGCCAUUUGUACCUCUCCCUUUGGAGAAAAGGAUAGAGUUUGCCAAUUUGGUGAAGGAAAUUGGUCGACAGCAUUUUGUUGGAACUCAAGAUGUUCAGGUUCUUGAUGACAACGACUUUUUCUUGGUUAGUCGUUAUUAA